AAACAUACGAAAAAAAGAGUUUGCAGGGGUCUUUCGACAAUUGAAAUCACACAUACAUAACAAUAUAAAUUGGGCCAGGUUUGUUUUGAAUUUGAGAAGUAUUAAAGUUAUGGAAAAUUUAUUGGAAUUAUGUUCUGGGAGGUACUGUGGACGUAUUAAGAACGAAUCUAGCGGUUGGAGCGACUGCACUGCUUGUCCAGUUGGUUACAGAUCUGAUGAUUUGAAACUUUGUCAGAAAUGUGUGGAUUCACCAGACUUAUAUGAAUGGAUGUAUCUUGGGUUCAUGGCAAUGUUACCUCUUACAUUGAACUGGCUGUGUAUUCUAAUAUACAACCACAAAUGGAGUUCUCCAGCUGUUAUCAUCCAAAUGGUUUCUUCCUUUUUCGAAAGUUUCACUGCAGCAAUACUUUCCUUGUUAAUAUACGAACCAAGAGGCUCGCUAACUCUUCUAUCGUGUAAAGUGGUUCAAAUAUCUGACUGGUACACUGUCUUCUUCAACCCAACUAUUAAAUACACAACAACUGUCUUCUGUGCACAGGAAGCAGUAUAUCCAUUAUAUUCAAUAGUGUUUCUAUGUUAUUUAUUCUCGUUGGCGAUGUUGGUUCUGCUUCGUCCGAUCGCAUACUCGCUGUUACCUAAACCAUCACGGAACAAAUUGUUCACAAAAACUUUGUACGCGACACUUUACUUUCACCCUAUACUGGUUGCAGUGCAUGCUGUGUGUGCUGGUCUUCUGUAUUAUUCUUACCCAUAUUUAACAAUGUUCACAACAGUGCUGGCAACAGUGACAUAUUAUGUCAAAUGUGAUGCAAUGACGCUCAAGAAAAUCCUUGAUAAAGAUUUGAGCAAGCAUAUCUUCGCAAUGGUUUGGCAUCUCCUUACAUUGUGUGCUGCUGCCGUCUCCAUCAUUAUCAGUACAUAUACAUUUCUGACUUGGAAAAACCUACUUUUUCUCCUUUGCACUCCGUUCCCAAUGAUAUUUUUCCUUCUCACUGAGAGAUUCUCGGAUCCAACCAACAUAGCCCAAGAAAUGGACAUGAUGAAUCGUAACACCGUGUAAACGUAAACCACAUGACACUUCAUUUCAAACUUAUAAUAAAACAAAAAACAAAUGAUUUGGA
Ciona intestinalis (vase tunicate) is the source of this 1121-nucleotide messenger RNA. The record is from RefSeq and is a predicted model, not a curated record. Lineage: Eukaryota; Metazoa; Chordata; Ascidiacea; Phlebobranchia; Cionidae.